This is a messenger RNA of Closterium sp. Naga37s-1, 7281 nucleotides long. The record is from the annotation of a GenBank genome assembly. Lineage: Eukaryota; Viridiplantae; Streptophyta; Zygnematophyceae; Desmidiales; Closteriaceae.
AUGUAUCUCUAUAAUCUUACGCUCCAGCGGGCGACGGGCAUAAGUCACAUCAUAUUCGGCAACUUCUCAGGGACGAAGGAGCAGGAAAUAGUGGUCGCGAGAGGGAAGAUUCUCGAGCUAUUACGGCCAGAUGCCGCGGGAAAACUGCAGAGCCUGUACGCGGUAGAAGUAUUUGGCGAGAUUCGCUCGCUCGUCCAAUUCCGGCUCACCGGCUCCUCUAAGGACCUCAUUGUCGUGGGAUCAGAUUCUGGCCGAAUCGUUAUAUUGGAGUACAACCGAGAGAAGAAUCUCUUCGAUAAGAUACACCAGGAGACCUAUGGCAAGUCGGGAUGUCGCCGGAUCGUCCCUGGUCAAUUCCUGGCCGUGGAUCCGAAAGGACGAGCGGUCAUGAUCGCAGCCUGCGAGAAGCAGAAGUUCGUGUACGUUUUGAACCGCGACAGCUCGGCGCGCCUCACGAUCUCAUCCCCGUUAGAAGCGCACAAAUCGCAAACCCUAGUCUUCUCCGUCGUGGGCGUGGACUGCGGAUUCGACAACCCCAUUUUCGCCGCCAUAGAGCUCGAUUACGCCGAUGCAGAUCAGGACCCGUCAGGCCAAGCAGCAGCCGACGCGCAGAAGCAGCUGACCUUCUACGAGCUUGAUCUGGGCCUGAACCACGUCGUGCGGAAAUGGGCCGAGCCGGUCGACAACGGCGCGAAUCUCCUCGUUGCGGUCCCGGGCGGCGCGGACGGGCCGUCUGGCGUGCUGGUGUGCGCCGAGAAUUUCGUGAUCUACAAGAACCAGGGCCACCCGGACGUGCGCGCCGUCAUUCCGCGCCGCGCCGACCUCCCCGCGGAGCGCGGCGUGCUGAUCGUCGCGGCCGCGACGCACAAGCAGAAAUCGAUGUACUUCUUCCUCCUGCAGUCCGAAUACGGCGACGUGUUUAGGGUUACCCUAGAGCACGACCCCAAGGACACGGACCGCGUGACGGAGCUGAAGAUUAAGUACUUUGACACGAUCCCGGUGGGCGCGGGGCUGUGCGUGCUGCGCGCGGGGUUCCUGUUCGCGGCGUCGGAGUUCGGCAACCACGCGCUGUACCGCUUCCAGGGCAUCGGGGAUGACGAGGAGGUGGAGUCGAGCUCCGCCACGCUCAUGGAGACGGAUGAGGGAUUCCAGCCCGUCUUCUUCCACCCGCGCCGCCUCAAGAAUCUGGUUCAGAUCGACGAGGUCGAGUCACUGAUGCCUCUCCUCGACCUCAAGGUCUCAAACCUUUUCGACGAGGAAACCCCGCAGGUCUUCGCGCUCUGCGGCCGUGGCCCGCGCUCCUCCCUGCGCAUCCUCCGCCCGGGGCUCGCAGUCACCGAGAUGGCGGUAACGCAGUUACCAGGCGUGCCGAGUGCGGUGUGGACGGUGCGCAAGAGCGCGCAGGACGAGUUUGACGCGUACAUCGUGGUGUCGUUCGUCAAUGCGACCCUCGUGCUCAGCAUUGGUGAUACGGUCGAGGAAGUUAGUGACAGCGGGUUCCUGGACACCACGCCCUCACUCGCCGUUUCCCUGCUGGGGGAGGACUCGCUUAUGCAGGUGCACCCAAGCGGCAUUAGGCACAUCAGGGCGGACGGGCGUAUCAACGAGUGGAAGACGCCCGGCAAGAAGAGCAUCGUUAAAGUCUGCUGCAACCGCUUCCAGGUGGUGAUCGCCCUGUCAGGAGGCGAGUUGGUGCAUUUCGAGAUGGACGUGAGGGGGCAGAUGGUGGAGAUGGGCAAGAAGGACAUGCCGGGGGACGUCGCCUGCCUCGACGUCGCCCCCGUCCCCGAGGGCCGCCAGCGAGCGCGCUUCCUAGCCGUCGGAUCGUACGACUCCACCGUUCGGAUCCUCUCUCUGGACCCCGAUGAGAACAUGCAGGUGCUAAGUGUGCAGGCGGUAUCCGCCCCACCAGAGUCCCUGCUCUUCCUCGACGUCCCCACCGGCCCCGGCACAGACGGCCCCUCCUCCACCGCAGCCUCCUCCUCCUCCUCUGCUGCCGCCCACGUGCCGUCCAGCCUCUUUCUCAAUGCCGGCCUGCAGAACGGUGUGUUGCUCCGCACCGAGGUGGAUAAGAACUCCGGGCAGCUUUCCGAUUCGCGCACGCGCUUCCUCGGGCUGCGCGCGCCGAAACUUUUCGGUGCCCAGCUGAGAGAGCGGCGCGCCAUGCUGUGCCUUUCCAGCCGCCCGUGGCUCGGGUACUCCCUUCUGGGAAGCUUCCAUUUGACGCCUCUGUCCUAUGAGGCUUUAGAGUAUGCGGCUCCGUUUGCGUCAGAUCAGUGCCCAGAGGGUAUUGUGGCGGUGGCAGGGGAAACGCUGCGUGUGUUCACGGUGGAAAGGCUUGGAGAGGUUUUUAACCAGACGGUGAUUCCGUUGCGGUACACCCCGCGUAAGGCAGUGCUGCAUCCGCGUUAUAAGAACAUUGUGACGAUAGAGAGCGACCAGGGCGCGUUCUCGGCGGAAGAGAGGGAGGAACUGAGGAAGGAAGCGAUUGAAGUGACGGGUGCUGCGGAGCGGAUGGAGGAGGAGAGACGGGAGAGGAAGGAGGCGGCAAGAGCAGCGAGGGGAGGCAGAGGGGAAGACGGGGAGGAGGGGAUGGAGGAGGAUGAGGAAGAGGAGGAAGAGGAGGAGGACGAGAAAGCGAAAGACCCGCUACCGGACGAGCAAUUCGGGUACCCGAAAACAGUCCCGUCGAAAUGGGCAUCAUGCAUCCGGGUGAUAAACCCCAAGGCAGGCGAGACAACGUGCCUGAUGGAACUCACAGACAGCGAGGCCGCCUUCUCGCUCUGCACGGUCAACUUCCACGCGGAUAAAACAGAGGGCGGGGCGGCCGCAGGACAGUACCUGGUAGUCGGCACAGCGAAAUCCCUGCAGUUCUGGCCCAAGAGGAACCUUCUGGGAGGGUUCCUGCAUGUGUAUAAGUUCAAGGGAGAGGACGGGAGGGAGCUAGAGUUGGUGCAUAAGACGGCGGUGGAAGGGGGGGUGCCGACUGCCCUGUGUGCGUUCCAUGGGCGGCUGUUGGUGGGGGUGGGGAAUGUGCUGAGGAUAUAUGACCUGGGGAAGAAGAAGCUUCUGAGGAAGUGCGAGAACAAGCAGUUCCCGCAUGCGAUCGUGAGCAUCCAUGCGUGCGGCGAUCGCAUCUACGUGGGCGACGUGCAGGAGUCAUUCCACUACGUGCAGCACAGCCGGCAGGAGAAUCAGCUGUACGUGUUCGCAGACGACGUCACCCCGCGCUGGCUGACCUCCGCCCUGCGAAUCGACUUUGACACGAUGGCAGGCGGGGACAAGUUUGGCAACGUGUGCCUUGUGCGCCUGCCGGGGGAGAUCUCCGAGGAGAUUGAGGAGGAUCAGACUGGCGGGCGUGUCAAGUGGGACGCCGUGGGAGGGGGGCGCCUCAACGGAGCGCCGAACAAGCUUGAGCAGGUGAUUCAGUUCCAUGUGGGGGACAUCGUCACAGCCAUGCAGAAGACGUCCCUCAUUCCAGGCGGCAGCGAGUGCGUCAUAUACAGCACGAUGCUGGGGGGGGUGGGGGCGCUGCUGCCCUUUGUGUCGCGGGAGGACGUGGAUUUCUUCUCACACCUCGAGAUGCACCUGCGCCAGGAGCACCCUCCCCUCGCCGGCCGAGAGCACGUCGCUUACAGAUCCGCCUAUUUCCCUGUCAAGGAUGUGAUUGAUGGGGACUUGUGCGAGCAAUUUCCGUCGCUUUCGCUGGAGCUGCAAAAGAAGAUUGCGGAAGAGCUUGAUCGCACGCCAGGAGAGAUUCUCAAGAAGCUAGAGGACAUAAGAAACAAGAUUCUUGCGGGCCACGUGGUGCACCUGGUCUCGCGACUCACGGGGGACUCCUCCCCUUCUUCCGCGCAUGGCGCGCGCGCGGGCGCGGAGGGGGAGGGAAUCCGCGGAAGGGCAAGGCUGUUGCGCGGGGGACAGGGGAGGGGCGGCGCAGGGGGAGAGAGGGGCAGCGGCGGCGGUAUGGGUAUGGGGGGGAUACGGAUCGUUCCAGGGGGAGGGUUUGGGGGAGGGCUGGGGGGAGGGUUGGGUCACGUGCAGAUUGGCGGCCUGCCUGCCUCUGGAACCGUUCAUCUGGGCACGUUUAACCUCCCAUCGGACGGCUCUCAGGGCCUUCCGGACCUAAACCAGAUCGUGUCUGGUGUGCUUUCAUCCAUUGGCCUUGGAGCUUUGGGGCUGGGGGUGGGGGGCAUGGGGGAAGGCAUGGGCGGAGGCAUGGGGGGCGGCAUGGGUGGAGGUAUGGGGGGAGGGGGAGCAGGGGGUGGGCGAGUGGGGGGGGGUGGAAGCGAGUCAGCAGGUCCCACUGCGAAUGUCACGAUUGACAUCGCCCCCAUCUCGAUGCGAGCCGCUCAGGCCCUUAGACGCUCCUCCCCUGCGGCAGACGGUAAUGCUGCCCGCGACGCUCACACCACCGAUGCUGCUGCUGCUGCUGCGGCUGCUGCUGCUGCGGCUGCUGCUGCUGCGGAUGGACGUGCAGGCAGGGAUGGGGGAGGAAGGGCGGAACAAGAGCAAGCAGGGGAGCAGAGAGCAGGGACGGAGCGAGGCGGUAGUGACGCUGGGGAACGGAGGGAGGGAGCAGAAGGGGCAGAGGGUGGAGGGGGCGGGGUGCCAGAGGUGCAGAUUCACAUGGACACGUGGCUGCCUGUGAGUGGCUUUGACAUGCCCGUGGGCAUGGGAGGGCCAGGCAUGGUAAUGGGCAUGGCAGCACCAGCAGGCAUGGCUGUGCCGGUGGGCAUUCCCCUCGGCGGCUUUCCCAUCCCCAUGGGCGGCAGCAUGGGUGUUGCCGGCCUGCCUCUCAUGAUGGCUCUUGGCGGCAUGGGACCAGGGGGGGUGGGCGGGGUAGGGCACCAUGGGGAGGAGCAGGAGGAGCGGGGUGCACGGCAGCAGCAGCAGCAGCAGCAGCAGCAGCAGCAGCAAGGGACGAGGCAUGUGGCGCGAAGGGACGCUCUUUCAACUGUGGACGAUUAUCUUUCACGUGUGGAGGGUCAGCUGAGGCCGUCAGUGGACCCAGCAGAAGCGGCAGCAGCAGCGACAGCAAGAAGGGAGCUACCAUCGCUGCAGCGCCUGGCGGCUACCCUCAGGCGCUCCAACAGCCUCCUCACCGGCCCCCUCUCCUCCUCCCUGCUCAACCUUGCAGAGCAGCUGGAGCACUUGCCGCCUGUGGGCGCAGCUGCUCAACUGCCGUUGCUGCAGCAGAUGCACCUGCAGGCACAGGCACCAAGUGUGGCUGGCAGAGAGGGGGCGAGAGGUGGGGGAGCAGAACGAGGGCGCGGAGGUGGGGGAGGUGUGGGGGGAAGCAUCAGAUUCCCUCUGUUUGGAGGCCAGCAGCAAUCUGCAGCCGCAGCAGGACGCUCCGCAGCAGUAGCAAGCUCAGAAGCCGCAGCAACAGGUGCACCAGCACCCGCAGGCACAGGAGCAGCAGCAGCAGCAGCAGCAGCGCCAUCUGCUCCUGUUGCCAGCUUCUCUCUUCCAGGGGGGGUGCACGUGGGUCUCUUUGGCGUCCCUUCUUUCGCCCCGCACCAGCCUCGUUCCGCGCCCUCUCGCCCUGCUGCCCAUGCCCGCCCUCCAACUGACAGCGCCACCAAUGCUGCCAACCCCCCUGCUGCUGCUGCUGCUGCUAUUGAGCAGCAGCAGGGGCAGCAGCAGCAAGGGCAGCAGCAGCAGGGGCAGGGCCAGGGGCAGGCGGGGUCACCGGUGGAGCAGGUGAGGGCAGCAGCGCGGCUGUUCCACAUGCAGCAGGUUCUGGCUGAAUACAACUCCCACAUGCAGGGACGGGGACAGAGGGCGCAGGGGCACCAGGGGCAGGAGGGGCAGGAGGUGCAGCAGCGGUGGGCAGAAGACGAUUCUGAGAUGCAGGAGAGGCGAGAGCAGCCCGAGGGGCAGGGUGCAGGGAGGGAGGAGAGAGGGCAGCAGGAAGCGCAGGCACAGGAGAGGCAAGAGCAAUCGCCACAACAGGAGGAGCAGCAAGAGCAAUCGCAACAACAGCAGCAGCAACAACGGCAGCAGCAGCAGCAGCAGCAGCAGCAGCAGGCAUGGUUUGCCGGGCAACAACCGCUGCUACAGUUUCCUGCGACUGUAGCGCUGGUGGGCGGUUCUGGCCCCUUCCCCACCAUAGUCAUGCGCCCUCAGCUGCUGCCAGGGCCGGGCGCAGGGGGGGAGGUGCAGGCGCAGGGGGGAAGCAUAGGGAGGGGGAUGGGCACACAAGCAGGGGGGGCGGGUGCACAAGCAGGGGGGGCGGGUGCACAGGCAGGGGGGGCGGGUGCACAGGCAGGGGGGGCGGGUGCACAGGCAGGGGGGGCGGGUGCACAGGCAGGGGGGGCGGGUGCACAGGCAGGGGGGGCGGGUGCACAGGCAGGGGGGGCGGGUGCACAGGCAGGGGGGGCGGGUGCACAGGCAGGGGGGGCGGGUGCACAGGCAGGGGGGGCGGGUGCACAGGCAGGGGGGGCGGGUGCACAGGCAGGGGGGGCGGGUGCACAGGCAGGGGGGGCGGGUGCACAGGCAGGGGGGGCGGGUGCACAGGCAGGGGGGAUGAGCGCACAGGCAGGGGGGAUAGGCGCACAGGCCGGGGGGUUGGGGGUGCAAGCAGGGGGGCUUGAGGCGCUGCUGGGAGGGCUAGGAGGCUUGAGUGGCUUGCUGGCAGGCUUAGGGGGAAUAGCAGGCGAGGGGGGCGGGGAAAGGUCAGUAAAUGCUGGGGGCCAGAGAGGGGUGGUGGGGGGAAAUGGAGAGGACAGAGACGUGCAGUGGCAGGAACAAGAGCAGCAGCAGCAGCCGCCACCAAACCCCACCCAGCAGCAGCAGUCACAGCAGGAGCAACAGCAGUCUCAGCCUCAGCAGCAGCAGCAGCAGCAGCAACAGUCACAACCGCAGCAGCAGCGGUCGCAGCAGCAGUCGCAGCAGCAGUCACAGCAGCAGCAGCGCGUGCUAAGGAGUGUGCUGGGGCAGGGCCUUGGCGCUCUGAGACGAGUGCUGGGAGGGGCAGCUCGAGAGGGAGCAGGGCGGGUGGUGGGAGGAGGAGGCGGGGCAGCAAGCAGGAGUGUAGGUGGGGUGGAGGGGUGUAGGCCGGGUGGAGCAGUGAGGUCCAGUCAAGGGGGAGGCACGUCUGUGAAGGAGAGAGGCAAGGCUCUUUCAGCUGCUGUUGCUGCUGGAAAGCUGAGUUCGGUGAGUCUCUGCAGGGAAAUAAACGGUGCAGAGUACAGGUGUGGAGAGGGGUUUAGAGGUGAUCUCUGGAGCAUGGCACAAGUGAGAAGUGGAGUAUGGGCAUUGUUCAGGUGUGCCUAG